Molecule: messenger RNA, 2301 nt
Organism: Ooceraea biroi (clonal raider ant)
Lineage: Eukaryota; Metazoa; Arthropoda; Insecta; Hymenoptera; Formicidae
Source: RefSeq, a predicted model, not a curated record
UUUUUCAUUUCAUAGAAGAUAUUUGUAAUUAGACGUAAGACGUUUUAUGCUCUUGUGAGUGCUUGAUUUAUAAUAUAUUGAAUAACAAUGGAGAACGAAAAUAACUUCGAUGAAGAAGAUGAAGAUGUUGUAAUACAAGGUAGUGCUCUUCACGAACAUCUAUCAAAAUUGGGUUACACAGACUUUGAAAGUGUGUCUAUUCCCAAGAAAACACAUCUUGAAGAAAAAAAGAAUUUUCAUAUCAAUGUCAGAAGCACUCUAGAACAGAUUUAUGUAAAACUAAUAUCAUUUUAUUCUUGGAUUAUGCAGGAAAAUAAAAUAUCUGAAAAGCAAUUAAGUGUAAUCCUGAAGAAUGAGGUUUUAUUGAUUGACCACUCUUCUGCGAUAAAUAAUUUUCUAGUCAAGUGCAAUAGCAAUUCUAAAAAAAUAAAAUUACAAGAAUUAGUUGUGACUGGAAUUAUAUUAGCUUCUUCAGCAUGUAUUUCAAUGUGCAAGUAUAAGGUGUUUCCAAUAUUGUUUGCAUCGUCAGCAAUCUGUUGUGCCAGUUACAUAAAAUAUUUACGUUCUUAUACAAAUAGAGAAUUAAGGAAUGUUAUAUCGUUGCAAAAUGAGCUUUUUGCAAUGUGUAAAGAAAGUCUGAAAAUUUUGCAACGUGAUUAUAAUAUAAAAUUUGGUUUUGAUACUUCUCAAGAAUUUCUUAGUCAUUGUUUAGGCGAAAAGUUGCAAUAUUUACAGCUUCUCGCAAACACUUUGGUGCAAUUUAUGGGAAAUGUGUCAAGUAUAUAUUAUGAAUCUUCUCUAUCAAUUGCGAAAUUACUGCCAACAAGUGUGCUUACUGAAGAAUCAUUUACGAAAUUUGAACAUGAUGCCUUUGAAAUACAUGACGAAAUCAACUAUCAAACAUUAAAGAAAUUGUAUCAUACCUACCUUCUGGUGCAAUCAGAAAUGCUAUAUUUAUUAGCUAUUGCGUAUGACAGCAAUACUUGGGCGCAUUCUUGUCGCAAGAUGCCCGAAACAAAGUUAGCUUAUAUAAUACAUAUGCUGGCUAAAACAUUGACAAUGUACAAGGUUCGACUGUCAGAAAUCAUUAAUACGUAUCAUGCUUGCAAAGUUGAACCAAUUCGACACAAGGCGCAGAACAGAGCUAAGUGGCACGAUCCAACUGUUCAAUUGGGUUUGGCCUCGUACAAGCUGCAAUUCAGCUACGGUCAAGUAUUUUCGAUAUUUAAAGAUAUAGAUGACUGCAUCAAUCGGGAAACUAGUAUCGAUAAGGAAACAGCCAAGGCACUUAUGGAAAGAUUGGACAAAGCAUUCAAGGAGGUAGAUGCGGCUAAAACUCUGGCAGAGUUUGUCGUUUUGUUGAUGGCAAGAUCGGAAUUCGAUAAUCUCAGAAGCAAUACACCAGCAACCGAUGAUGCUACAAUAAAUCGGGAUCCCGAUUUGUCCACUAUAAUAAUCGACUCGGAUCCAGAGAUUUUCGACGAGGUGUUUGAAGAGUACAUCAAGGAGGAGUAUCAGAAGCCCUUACACGAGGAUGCAGACGAGUACUCAUCGGAGCAAUAUAAGUUGAAUAAACUUUUGGCCAAAAGUUUUAUGAACGAAUUGAGAGGAGCUUUGGUGGACAAACAUAAGUCUAUGUCCGAAAGAGAAUCCAAUGCCCUGCAACGUAUGUACAAAAAUAUGACAAAGGAUUUUGUAGAAGACAACGCGAACGAAAUACGCCGACGUACACCGACUCCACCACCAAUGCCUUCUUAUUAUCUAUGGUCAACACCGACAAACAGAGAGCAAUGUAUAUACAAAGGUAUAACAAAGGAUCCUACAGCAAGUACAGAAAACGACGCAAACAAGGAGUGCCGACACAUACCUGCUCCACCACCAAUACCUUCUUAUUAUUAUAAGAAUAUGCGGUCGACGUCAACAGACAAUGAGCUUAAUUCAAGUUACAAAGAGAAGACUUCUACUUGCGGGAUUAAAAUAAGUAGCAAUUCGUUUAAUUUAUUAAAAAUGAACGAGCCAGAAGAAGUAGAUCCCACAAAAACGCCAGGAGAUAGGAAUGUUUUUAAUAGAUCCAAUGAAAGCUGUGAGAACAAAGAUGAAGAAUCUCUUAUAUCUUUACCCCACGUUCUCCUUGAAACUCAAGCUACGAGAUUUGCUGCAAAAUUACCGCCUGCUUUUCUUCAGGAAGAAAUAUUUAUUGGAAGUGGCGAGAAUUCUGAGGAUGAAAUGAUGAACGAUGCAAGUGAUAAUGAUGAAGUUAAUAAAAAUUCUCAAUAAUAAAACGAAAACUGAUUAAUAAAA